Messenger RNA from Sphaeramia orbicularis (orbiculate cardinalfish), 1458 nucleotides. Its product is annotated as tropomyosin alpha-1 chain-like. NCBI's taxonomy places the organism in Eukaryota, Metazoa, Chordata, Actinopteri, Kurtiformes, Apogonidae. The transcript is spliced from 9 exons. The record is from RefSeq and is a predicted model, not a curated record. The coding region runs from base 309 to 1163 and encodes 284 amino acids.
UGUCACUAGGGACUGGGGCUGUCUCCAAUGCUCCAGUGAAGUUUAAAUCACAUAGAGCUCUACCGAUUCUCAGUUUGCAUCCUCCUCUUGUCUCCUCUCACUCUCCGGCGCUGAGCUCCCACUCUCUCAUUCUCUCUCCUCCUUCUUCUCCUCCUCCACCUCUUUGCCUCUGACACUGUCUCUCUGAGUCAGCCUUGUGAGGACUCUUGUGAAAGUUUUAUUCUAACCCUCUGUAAAAAAAGAACUUUUCAACAAAAGACAGACUUCAAUUUUUGCUCUCUCUAAGACAUCCAAACCCACCCAUCACCAUGGAGGCCAUCAAGAAGAAGAUGCAGAUGCUGAAGUUGGACAAGGAGAACGCCAUCGAUAGGGCAGAACAGGCUGAGACCGACAAGAAGGCGGCAGAGGAUAAGUGCAAGCAGCUGGAGGAUGAGCUUCUUGCUCUGCAGAAGAAGCUGAAAGGAACAGAGGAUGAACUGGACAAAUACUCGGAGGCCCUGAAGGAUGCUCAGGAGAAACUGGAACUGGCUGAGAAGAAGGCCACAGAUGCCGAGGGAGAUGUGGCGUCGCUGAACCGCAGGAUCCAGCUGGUGGAGGAGGAGUUGGACCGCGCUCAGGAGAGACUGGCCACAGCUCUGCAGAAACUGGAGGAGGCCGAGAAGGCUGCGGACGAGAGCGAAAGAGGCAUGAAGGUGAUUGAGAACAGAGCCAUGAAAGACGAGGAGAAAAUGGAGAUUCAGGAGAUGCAACUCAAAGAAGCUAAACACAUCGCUGAGGAGGCAGACCGCAAAUAUGAGGAGGUGGCUCGUAAACUGGUAAUCCUGGAGGGUGAGCUGGAGAGAGCAGAGGAGAGGGCAGAAAUAGCAGAACUUAAGUGUGGUGACCUGGAAGAAGAGCUGAAGAACGUUACCAACAAUCUCAAGUCUCUAGAGGCUCAGUCGGAUAAGUACUCUGAGAAAGAAGACAAAUACGAGGAGGACAUUAAAGUCCUGAAUGACAGACUUAAGGAGGCGGAAACCCGUGCAGAAUUUGCAGAGAGGUCGGUUGCUAAGCUGGAAAAGACCAUAGACGACUUAGAAGAGAACCUAUCACAAGCAAAAGAGGAAAACCUAGGAAUGCACCAAGUCCUGGACCAAACACUGCAGGAGCUCAGUUCCUUGUAAAAUGCCAAGAAGAACAUCAAGUGAUUAAACAAAAAAAAUAUUUUGUAAAAGAUAUUUUCUACAUGCCAUCCAUUCCCUGUAACUUCACUAUAAACACAUGUACCCCUUUUUAUAUAUUUAUGGUUGUUUUGUUUCUUUUCCUUUUUUUAAAAAAAAAAAAACAAUGGUUUUGGGUCCAUAUAUAUUCAGUUUCGGUGCUAGAAUUGUUUUUUUUUUUUUUUUUGUUUUUUAGACCAAAUCUUGUAGCACUAAUAAAACUGAUGUCGACAAUUAAAAAGCAUUAUUUUGUAAAAGA